UUUCAGUUUACGGAAUCUACUAUCACAUACAUACGUUGCAGCUGCCUCAGAAGGUUAAACAAGCCUCUGUUUAAUCUUUAACAAUCACAUUACUGAAUUUCGAGGUUUGCAAAGACAAUGGCUUGUGCUAAGGAUGAUCGAUGUGAUGAGACCUCCAGUGAAGACUUGGACACAGAUUCUGGUGAAGAAAGUUGGGAAACCGACACAGAUUUGAGUGCAGCAGAAAACAAAGUCAGUUGGAGCAGCAGCAGUGACAAUGGCAAAGGACAUGAUGAUGGUGGUGAUGAUGAUGAUGAAGAUAAUGACAGUGAUGUUGACACUAGGAGACCCCAGAGAAGAACCAGAGAACCUUGCAAGUACUACAAUCAAGGGUCUUGCAGGGAUGGGAGAAAUUGUAAAUAUCCACACAUUUGCCAAUAUUUUUUUAAAGGGUAUUGCAAGUAUGGCACAAACUGCAAAUAUAGCCAUCACCAACAACAUAAGCCUGGAGGAACCAAGAACGGAUCACAAGAAUGGAAGAAGCCAGUUGGAAAACACUACCAAUGGCGACUUUGUAAAGGACAGCAGUGGUCAAACAUUGAAAACGACUGGAUCAUAGAGGCCCAGUACUCAAUGCCUGAAGUCAAAGGGAUGGAAAUUUAUAACACAAAAUAUGGAGCAGUCUGCAUUGAUUUUAUCAACAUGCGGGUUCGUGGGAAGACGUUAAAAGUCCAGCGGAAGACAUUUCCAAGUAAAGAUGGAGGUGAUGCAUGGUUAUGGUAUUUUCAUGCAGAUAGCAACUGGAAGCAAUAUGAUGCAAAGGACUCCAAAGGAAAGAGCAUAUCCAUCACAAGUGCAGCAAUUGAGAGAAAAUAUCAAGAAAAUAAACGUGGCUCAUAUCAAUUUACAAUUAGUCAAAAUUCUUACAAGAUUUCUUUUAGAGAAAUGGUUCAGAUCAACUUGCAAUCUGGCACAAAAAGAAAAGUCAGACGUCGCCCAGCUUUCACCCUGCCAAAGACUGAUGGCAAUGGCAUUUCUGAUAAUUUCCAAUUAUUAAACGUUUCUGGAAAGCAUAUCUGGCAAUUCAAAGGAAGUCAUGGAGACUGGCAUGAAUUCAAAAAAGGGACUAGAGAAAGCUGUUCUGUUUCCAGCGAUAAUAUUGAAGCCAGUUAUACGCAAAAUCCCCAGGGUUCCAUACAGUUUUCAGCUGGGUCAAAGCAGUUUCAACUGGACUUUUCAACUAUGACUCAGACCAAUCUGGCCACUAAGCGUACUCGGAAAGUACGGAGACUUUAAUCGAGUUUUCUGAAUUGUUUUCAUGGACUUUGAUGAAAGCUCUUGAACCAAAACUACUGCAAGUUUUGGAAGGAGCAAUACUGAUCAACAAAGAAAAACUGUCUUUGAAAAAGUACCCUCGGGUUCAAAUUCUUUGAACUUUUUAAUAAAAGGAUAUCUUUUAUCAGCUUCAGUAAAUCGGCCACGCUGGAGGGGAGGUCUGGAUUCCAUCUGCAAAUAGGUGCAUGCAUGUGAGUGGAGGAGGGGUUUAAGAUUCAAACCCUUACCCACACUUCAGCUUUCAUUUCCUCUUCUCUAGUUCACACCUGCUGCAAACUUACCUGAUGACUUGUUUUUGAUUCUCUUCAGUUUACCUUUGUCAGAAGGGGUAAUCUGGAAACAGAGUUUCUUCACUGUAGGCCAUCAGAUCAUGCUUUAUUUACAGAAGUGUUUACAUUGCAAACUCAUGUUUUUUUUUUUGUUUGUUUUUUUGCAGGCUUUAGAAAACAAGCCUUAAUCCAUUGCACUGGCUGACAAAAAAAAAAGAAAUGCAUGCUUUUCCACCUGCAACAUGAGUGACCAGGGUUCAAACUUGGCUCUGGGUUAGUGAGAAAUCUUACUGAGGAAAGAGGGGCUUAGUAUCAGUAGGACAGUUUUUACCUUUGGAAUACAGAGACUAUGUAUCAUAGGUUAAAAGGUGCUAAAAUGAAUCUUAAGUGCAAUGCAAAAGCUCACAACAGACAGAAGCUAUCUUUUGUCAUUGCAUUGCUUGCACUGCCAUACCUUAUGUCUUUAGUUUUGUAUAAAUGCAAAUAAGAUAUAACUAUGAAAAAUUUAUCAUAACUGAAUACAUAUACACAUGCACACACACACAUAUAUAUAUAUAUAUAUAUAUAUAUAUAUAUAUAUAUAUAUAUGAAAUUCACUGCCACUGUUAGAAUGAUAGUGUUUCAUAUUCAGUUGUUUAUAGCCUCACAGGGACAAUAGCAGUUUUUUAGUAGUAUUAAGUCAAAAAGCAAUUUGCAUUUUGAGAUUGCUUAGCUGCUGUAUGAUUAUUUGAUCCAUGGGAUUCAUUAACACCUAUCCUAAGUGUACAUCAUUCUGAGUGAACAGUAAACACAAGCAUAAGUCACACCUUCUUCCUCCUAAUUUUAGUUUUCCUAUGGAUUUUCUUGCAGCCUUAAAUAUAGGGGGAUUCAUAAAGGUUACCACAAAGUGUAGACUGCAUGUGCACUUAGUGUAAUCUUUCUGACUGACUAGAAUGCUGAAAACAUGUGGUAGGGAUGUUCUUGAAUACAGAUUGUGUACACUUAGUAUAGGCCUUAAUGAAUCUGUUGUUGUUUAACUGCAUAACCAUGCUAGAUGCAAAUGAGUUACAAGCUUUUUCUUUGUAAAUCCCAGAGUUAUUAUUUUACUGCACUCUCCUAGAAUUAAAAACAUGUCAAACAAGUUACCCUGUCAUGCUAAGCCACUGAACUGUAAUGUGUGUGUGUGUGUGUGUGUGUGUGUGUGUGUGUGUGUGUGUGUGUGUGUGUGUGUGUGCUCGCACUUGCAUGCUAGCAAAUCAGCAUUCCUGAACGAAGGAUAAACUGUCAACAGAUGAUUCAGUAAAUGUCACUCAAAAGAAAGUACCUACACAUAUUUCUGAAUUAACACAUUUUUAUUCAUUUACCAAAUAAAAAAUUUAGAAAAGUGAUAAAACAGAUGUAUUUGCAGAACACUCGUUAGUUUUACAUUGCACUUUGUAGCCUGAGAAGGCUGAUACCAGUCCAUUGUCUAUGUAGAGUAGAUGCUUAAGACUUUAUUUCCACAUGUUAAUUCAUCUACUCAGUUUUAUGGGGUGAAGAUGUGUUCUGCCUUCACUAAUGCAACAUUGUUAGUAUUUAAAAGGUCAGUUCUAUGAUUACAAUGGAGAUGCUAAAAUUCUAUAUUCCAAAGAGACAUUGGUGAUUGUAAUGGAAGUGGUGAAGUUGUGUAGUGUGGAGGGAGAGAGAUUACUGUGGCACACUGCCUUCAUGCCUGCUGUAAUUGUAGGUAGGAUCAGAAACAAUGCACUACCAGAAGGAAUUAACUGUUAUAAAUUGUAAUGCUCAUAUGAUUAUCUAAUUGAAGUGACUGCAGUUCACAGAUCAGGGACACUGACUAGCUGCUACUUCGAUCUAGGACUAUGUAAACAGCUGCCAUUUAUAGCCACAGCCAGCACUGUUGCCUGGUAAGCCAGUUCUGGGGAUGUAUGUGCCAAAGUGUUCCUUAUUGUUCUUUCAUCAAAAGAGCAGAGUAUCAUCCUGCACGAUAGAUCUAGUGCCUACACAACUGUUGUGGUAUUGUGUGGAUUACCAAUAAGCUAUGAUCUUCUCUUUGUACUGAGAUGUCCUAUUGUCAUACCACUAAUCUGAGAUAUCAGAGAACACAACCCUUUAUUAUCUGCAGGCUUAUUUGCUACAUACGUGUGUAUCAAGCAACAUUAGAUGAAUGCACAUUCAUCCAUCAGAAUGGCUUGCUAGACUUAGGAAAGGGCUAUACAAAAUGUAGAUGUAUGUCUAGUACAGAAAUGUAACUGUGUAUUAAAUUACCUACAUUUUGUGAUUUGAAAUAAAAUAGAUCCUCAAAUA
This is a messenger RNA of Protopterus annectens (West African lungfish), 3866 nucleotides long. RefSeq lists its product as uncharacterized. NCBI's taxonomy places the organism in Eukaryota, Metazoa, Chordata, Ceratodontiformes, Protopteridae. The transcript has 10 exons. The record is from RefSeq and is a predicted model, not a curated record. Bases 118 to 1275 code for a protein of 385 amino acids. Gene Ontology annotation, molecular function: zinc ion binding.